AAAAUUGUUCAGAAGCCCUUUAGAGAAUGCAGAGAGAUGAGGAUUGCUUCGUUUUCUAAGCCUGACUCCGGCGGCGGAAGGCCCACGAAAACCGGCGACGAUCGGAAUUGUCACCGGAAACACGUCGAAGACGGGUGAAUCCAAUCAAUCACCACCCAUUUUCAAAUUCAGUAAAAUUUUCGCUUAAUUUACAAUUUAGCUACAAUAUCAUGACGGAUAAGGAUAAUGAGAAGUGUCACGGCCACAGCGUCCUGCACGGAAAGUACGAGCUGGGGCGGUUUUUAGGCCACGGAUCGUUCGCGAAGGUGUACCACGCUCGUAAUAUACAGUCUGGAAAGAGCGUGGCGAUGAAGGUUGUUGGGAAGGAGAAGGUUAUCAAAGUUGGGAUGAUAGAGCAAGUGAAGCGUGAGAUCUCUGUGAUGAAGAUGGUGAAACAUCCCAACAUCGUCGAGCUUCACGAAGUCAUGGCUAACAAGUCCAAGAUCUACUUCGCCAUGGAGCUCGUUCGCGGCGGUGAACUCUUCUCCAAGAUCGCCAAAGGACGCCUCAGAGAAGACGUAGCGAGACACUAUUUCCAGCAACUGAUCUCCGCCGUUGAUUUCUGCCAUAGUCGCGGUGUUUAUCACCGCGAUCUCAAGCCUGAAAACCUUUUGUUGGAUCACGAUGGAAAUCUGAAGGUGACUGACUUCGGUCUCUCUGCUUUUGCCGAGCAUUUGAGACAGGACGGGCUUCUCCACACGUCGUGUGGAACUCCGGCGUAUGUGGCGCCGGAGGUGAUCGGAAAAAAGGGCUACGACGGUGCUAAGGCGGAUAUUUGGUCCUGCGGAGUCAUUCUGUACGUGCUUUUAGCUGGAUUCUUGCCUUUUCAGGAUGAAAACAUUAUGGUGAUGUAUCGAAAGAUUUACAAGGGAGAUUUCAAGUGUCCGCCGUGGUUCUCAUCGGAGUCCAGGAGAUUGAUAACGAAAUUGCUUGAUCCGAAUCCGAGCACUCGUAUCACGAUCUCGAAGAUUGUGGAAUCGUCUUGGUUCAAGAAGACGAUUCCAAGAUCUUUGAUAGUUAAAGAAGAUGAAGAUAAUUGGAACAUGAAGGAGACGGAGACGCUGAACGCGUUUCAUAUAAUUUCGUUGUCGGAAGGGUUCGAUUUGUCGCCGUUGUUCGAGGAGAAGAAGAGGGAGGAGAAGGAGAUAAGGUUCGCAACGACGAGAACGGCGAGCAGCGUGAUAUCGAGGCUGGAGGAGGUGGCAGCGAAGGCGGAGGGGAAGUUCAGCGUGAUGAAGAGCGGAGAGGGCAGUUUGAGGAUGUUAGGGGAGGAGAGUGGAAGGAAAGGGAAGUUGGCGAUUGCGGCGGAGAUAUGUGCCGUGACGCCGUCGUUGCUGGUGGUGGAAGUGAAGAAGUCAAGCGGCGACACCUUCGAGUACAACCAGUUCUGCACCAAAGAGCUUCGGCCUGCACUCAAAGACAUCGUCUGGACAUCGCCUGUUGUUGUGGACAACUCAACACCUGCUUGAUUGAUUCAUUAUUUGAAUUUAAUAGUUGUUGUUGAUAUUAUUAUUAGUAUUAAAGAUUCUGGAUGGAUGGCUAAAUGUGAGUCUCGGAAUUGUGAGAUACCUCUGUUUCUUUAUCUUGUGUGUGUUUACUGUGAUGCUUGUGUGAUUUUCAUUCAGGCUAUGCUUGAAUGAUUUCUUUGGGAAAUGGAAAUGAUUAUUAGUAGAACAAUUGGUGGCGGGUUUUAC
Molecule: messenger RNA, 1733 nt
Organism: Camellia sinensis
Lineage: Eukaryota; Viridiplantae; Streptophyta; Magnoliopsida; Ericales; Theaceae
Product: CBL-interacting serine/threonine-protein kinase 6
Biological process (GO): protein phosphorylation; signal transduction
Molecular function (GO): protein serine/threonine kinase activity; ATP binding
Source: RefSeq, a predicted model, not a curated record